AUGGAGUCAAGAAUAGUCAAGGAAUUUGACACAAUCGAUGCCACGCUCAUGAGCAACAUGACUAUUGAGAUCUUCUCAGACUACAUUGCGCGAGAACGUCUCAGCUCAAUGCCUCACAGGGGUAGUCUCUGGGAUCGAGUGCUACGAUGGGCCGAGUUUUACGCUCUUCAGAUUGAUGCUUACGCUAAGAAGAUCGGAUCAUUCGUCCCCGAAAGCCAUUACGCAGCAAGACAGAUCUACACCUUGCUUCGCUCGCUGCUUGAGCUCGGAGAAGUCAACGCUGGCGCUCUCAACACGACCUUCGGCAUAUUUUACAAACUUGGCCUCUCGUUGUCGUUCUUGUCUUCUCACGAGGCACAGCUCAGUCUGAGCACCGAUAUCCGAGAGGAUGUCAGCAGAGCCUUCCGCGACAUUCACCUAUUGGUGUUCGAUGUUGCGUCUUACUACCAAGGAUCUGUUCGCGGUCUCUCGCGCGGCUCUGUCACUAUCGACUUCACUUUCCUCUUCCGAGAGCACCUCAAUAACUUCAACAACCGCAAGAACCGUAUUAUGAACCACAUCUGGAGCCACGCUCUAGGAGGCGAUGCUUCCAGGGACGUACAUGAGAUCCGUAAAUGGCUGGAUCAAAGAGCCUUUCUCUUGCGAAGCAUCUCUGCUGAAUCUCUGACUUACGCAUCCCAAUACGACGAGUACACUUGCGAGUGGUUCCAGAGACACUUGCUUGAGUUCACUCGCAGUGAUCAAGAUAUCCUCGCCAUCACCGGUCCACCCGGAAGUGGUAAAUCAGUGCUCUCUAGCUGGAUCCAGGAGAGGUUGCAGCGCCCCCUAGAUCGUAAAACUCACAGCACCGUGAUGUUCUCAUUUGACUCCGACAUCCCAAGCGAAACCACUUCGCUUGCACUGGCCAAGAGCCUGACGCUACAGCUCAUGGACAUUCGUCUUGGUAACGUUCGUAUGUUCCAAGCUGUUGUCGAGGCCUACAAUAGCAACAGCUCUGUUGAUAUGGAGAACCACCUUUGGGCUGCUAUCGAUGCUGCCUUCUCCGACUUCGCCGAACCUACCAUGAUCAUCAUCGAUGGCCUGGAUCAACUCCGCGACAACAAGAAGCAGGUCUGUGAACGUAUGGCGAGACUCUCGAGCGCUCACCAUACCCUCAGAUCUGUCAUUCUCUCCAGACCCAAUACUCUUCCCGAGAGUGACAAGACAUGGAGAACGUUCGAGAUCAAGCCCGAUCACGUUUAUGAAGACGUCCAACACGUCGCAAAGACUCAGCUCCAGAGCUGCACAGCUCUCCAUAAGAAGAAAGAGACUGAGAGACACGCAAUCCUUGAACGCCUAGUCAAGACUGCCAAUGGCUCUUUCCUCUGGCUUAAGCUGGCAAUUGACGUUCUCAAUCUAUCCAAGCUGCCCGAGGAUCUAGACAAGAACUUGGAAAAGCUUCCAAAGACGCUUGACGAAAUCAUCAAGCAGCGCGCUGGUUUCGUCGAUUUCACGGACAGUGACGUGAAGCUCUUGAUCUCAUACAUGAUGGUGACCGAGAGACCCUUGUCUAUCAACGAGCUUUAUGACGUUCUACAGGUCGACCUCCAGAAGAAAAUCAACACGCACCGCGACAUUGAUCUCAAGAGCAAGUUCGAAAAGACAUAUGGAUUGCUGCGUCCCAACAACAACGGUCUUGUGAAGUUCUUGCAUCCUGCGAUCAGAGAACACUUCAUCGCUGUUCAGAUCAAGGGGGAGAAGCUCUUGCCCCACAAGGAGGCCCACACCGAUCUCACCCUUAGACUGCUCACUUACAGCAAGGCUUGUCUGACCAAGCCUCAUGAUAUCUCUCUUGAGCCUCUUCCUCAUGGUGAAGUCGAACGUCUGUUCAUCGAACACGAUCUCUUGGAAUACGCUGUUCGUAACUGGACCACCCACUUCCGUCAGUCCACUUUGUUCAAGCCAUCAGGAGCCUUUGGCUUCUCGUCCGAGAUCAAGGCUGCCUUCCCAACCUCCCCUUCUAUGCCGUUGCUGGAGUGGACUUGUUGGGAUGCCCAGUUCCCUACAAACGAACUUCUGCCCGUCCAUGAUCUCUCCCAACGUAUUCGCUCUGAGGUCUUCCAGGAGAAACACGUCGUUACGUUGCAGAGUCUUGUUGCUUGCGCUUACGUGUACCACAUGUACUCGUCUCCUACUUCAGCAGCACCAUACUUUGUUCGUGCUUCGCGUGUCAGUCAGCAUGUCUUGCCUAAGUGGAACAGGAUCACGGUGACUUUGACUGAGACCUUCCUGACCAUCACAGACUCGAUGAAGUUUACAAGCCGUACUGAGCUUAUGACCUUCAGAGAGGAGAUGCUCAAGUUCAUCGUCACAGCCUACAAGCAUACCCAUGGUGAUACCAGUGAUGUGGUCAUACGCUUCACCAAGACACUGGCCGAACUAUACACUGCCAUCCACGAAGAGGAACAUGCCACACAGUGCUGGAAGGAACUCCAUACAGUCAUCACCAACAAGCACGGUGAAGGCUCUGAUUUCGAGAGAGAAAUCAGCGGCAAAUUGAUGGUCGUUCUCAAGGGCGAUGAAGACUUUGAAGUCGGAAGAUACCGUCGCGAUAUCUUCGCUGUUGGCGAUGAAAGUACCGUUGUUUGGGAUACCGCCCGAAUCCAGAUGUUCUUGAAGCUGGCACAGGCCUGUGAGCACCGCAAGGAGCUGCACGAAGCCGAGGAGCUCUACGUUACACUAUGGACUCGCCUUCUUGAGCUUUGCAGACAUGAAAGCUCUCACUCAGUCGAGGUCCGCAUCAGCAUGCUCCAGAUCGCUGUCGAGUACGUCCAUUUCCUCCGCAGACAACAACGUACGGAAGAGGCGAAGAAUGUCCUUAUCGUCAUCUGGACCGAACACAAGCAUUAUGGAUGCGAGUCUGAAGCCUUCUAUCAGGAAUUGACCGCCAUCGCUAAGCUUAUGAGGACUCUUGAGCUUCACAGUCUAUCUAUCUCUGUCCUUGAGCGCGUCUCGAACUUUUAUAAGGCGGUAGGCAAGCACGAGAGCAGCUACGCGCGCGAGUGCGAAGCAACUAUGAUCGAAGUCUUCCAGGAGAGUACAGAGAAACACUCUUCUUCAACCUCCCGGAGCGAGACUAGCGAUGAGAUGGAGACGGUCGUCCGCAGGAUGUUCAGCUCAUCGACCACUUUGUCCACUGAGACGAUCAAGAUCGCUAGAUCAGCGGUUCACAUGCAUAUGAGACAGGAGCGUUGGUCUGAGGCAAUCAGUUUGCUGACCCGAACUCUGGACCUCAUGAAGUUUACGGGUUCUUGGGGAGGCGAGGUUUGCUUGCCUAACGACUACGCCGACGAGUCCAUCGAAUUUGCCCUCGACCUUGGAAAAUGCUAUAUGAGAAGCAAGCGCCAUCAGGAGAGCUUGGCAGUCUACCUGCAGCUCUGGCAAGCGGUCCGCAGCUCUUGCGGCAUCGAUGACAAGCGCAGAACGGUCAUUCUUGACGUCUUGGUGCAGAACUACACCGAGCACAAGAGAUGGAGAGCUCUGGUCGAGCUCCAGAAAGACCUGUUGCUUGAAUACCGUAGACACCUUGGCAAGUCGCAUGAACGCAUCAUUGGUCUCCUGUAUUACCUUGGUGAUUUGACCCUCGAGCAUGGUCAUGGAUACCCCGAAGACUACUAUCGCGAGAUUGUUGACAUUAUUGGGACAUCCAACACGAAGCUGUCUUUCAGGGCCUACAAGAGAUUAAGCCAAAUCUACUACGAUGAGAGCAAUUGGGUCGAACUUAGAAUUGUUUGCGACGUCCUCUGGACCCUGCUUACCACCCAGACCAAGGAGCACGACUACGACGAGAAUUACGUAGAGCUGUUGUACAUCAGAUACGCCUAUGUUCUCAAGCACCACAACAGAGGAAACGGUAAGUUGGAUCACAAGCACUUGGCCAUCGUCGCACAGCAAUACCGCGAUAUUUGCGUCACAAAGUUCGGCUCUUCGUCUGCUGUUGCUAUUCGUGCCAGAAUCGAGUAUGCUUCGGUACUUAUGGAGGACGAAUCAACCAAGGUCGAGGCAGUCAAUGCUUACGAGGAGAUCAUCACGACCACCAAGAACAGCAAGGCCACUAUUGACGAGACAACCAUGUCAAUGGUCAAGAGCCGUAUGACAGAAGCCUACGUGCACGUCCACCGUAAGGGCAUAUCCUCUGCUGCAACAACCGAAAAGGCCAUUGCCGUACUUCAGGAACGUUUCCAACAACUGAAGAGUUCUCAUGGAGUCGCUCAUUCGGAGGCCUUGUCUGUCCUCAACGAGCUCAUCUCGAUGCGCUACAAGACGAAGAAGACGGACGAGGAUGAGCAAAGUAUUGUUCGCCUCUUGCAAGAGCACACACUUGAAAUCCUUACCAAGGAGAAACAGUCUCAGGUUCUAUUCGAGGCAGCAAACGCCAUCAGUGCCAUUUACAUCACUUGCGGUUAUCAUGCUCAAGGUCUCGAACUCGUGCAAGCUGCCAGACGCCAGAUCAUCUCGGGUCACUCAGAGACUAAGAGCGGCUUCAAGCUCGAUAAGUCAGUUGGCCGCAUCGCUUUCGUGUUCCUUGUCACGUUCGAGCUGGCGCUCAGAGGAUCUUCUCACAACUAUUCCGAGGUUAUGGCAGAUUGGCUGACCGAGGCUGUGCUGUACGACAACUACUCUCGUAGUCUGACCACUCAAUCAAAAACAGAGCUUCUGCUCCUGCGCAGUGCUCAUCUCAGAUCCUUCUGGGUCGUUCGCUCUCGCUACGAGGAGAUUGAGGUGUUGGACUCGCGCGUCUUCGACAUCUUCAACAAGCAGUUCGGCAACGCUCUCAAGACUAGACCUGAGAUGAUCAAGGUCUUCCUGACAGCACUCCUUGUUCACAUUGGAUCUGGAGAUGCCUACGACAUUCAUGUCGUCAAAGCUGCUUCUAUUGCGGGCAACAACAAGGUCGAAGAGUUGAUUCAGAAGGGCAAGUACCAGGAAGCCGCAGAGGUCGGCUACUGUACAUUCCAAUUUGUAAUGACCCAGGGCGGGUACCAGCAAGCUGGAAUGAUCGGCUACGGCUUCAAACUCGCCAAGUACAUGACCGCCAGAGGCAACCUUCCUGCCGAGAUGCACACAAAGAUGCUGCAAGCCAGCAGGGAAGUCAUGGCCGAGGUAUUGAACGCUUGCAAGGCUCUCAAUGUCAACUUCAUGCAGUUGCACGACCACGAGCUCAACGAUCUUGUCGAGCUUCUCGGUGAGCAGGAGAACUACAAGGAGCUUGAGAUCAUUCUUGAGUCCCUGUGGAAGUCUCGUCAUGGCCAGAAGCACUGGUGCGAAGACACCCUCAUCAACCUUGGUGUCCGUCUCGUUAUCUCGCGCCAUCUCGCCUCUAGCCAUGGCCACUCUCACGGUGCAAUCCACCUUGCUGAGGAUAUCACCUACAACUUGCGUCGCGUGCUCGGUGGCCUUCACCCUCACACCCUCAAGAUGUCGACUUUGCUUUCGCAGCUCUACACUAGUGCCAAGUUGUACAGUGACGCUCUCAACGUACAUGAAGAGAUCAUUCAACUCAUUGUUUCCGGAGAUGAUGGUGACGACCGUACCAUCGAUGUUGUUUCCGCCUCCGCCGCUCGCCAACAAGUCGAUCUCCUCAAGGCUGCAUAUCAACGCAACGGCGGUUGGGUCAAGUCCCCCGACUUCUACAGAAAGCUCAUCAACAACCUCACAAAGAUGUUCUCGAAAUCCUCCGAGUUCAAGAACAUCCAACCCGUUCAAGAAUGGCAAGCAAAGCCUGACAACAGCACUGUCAGCAUUGGUAUCUUUGAGAAGCCUCAGCAGUGGAUGUUUGUCGUCCAAGACGAUAUUUUGCCUCUGGAGGGUGGAAAACAAAUUCAAGGCACGACUGCCGAGGAUGGAUUUUCGCGUGCACCUUUGCCUAUGAAGAAGAUCAAGCAGUCCGGUUGGAGUUUGAGACGUAUCUCUGAUCUCUGGGGUAUGAAGCAGCAGCCGAGUGUUGGAAAUCUGCAUGCUGAGAUUACGUAUUGA
This is a messenger RNA of Aureobasidium pullulans EXF-150, 6015 nucleotides long. RefSeq lists its product as uncharacterized. NCBI's taxonomy places the organism in Eukaryota, Fungi, Ascomycota, Dothideomycetes, Dothideales, Saccotheciaceae. The transcript has 2 exons. The coding region runs from base 1 to 6015 and encodes 2004 amino acids. The record is from RefSeq and is a predicted model, not a curated record. Gene Ontology annotation, molecular function: protein binding.